This is a messenger RNA of Suillus clintonianus, 1383 nucleotides long. RefSeq names its product P-loop containing nucleoside triphosphate hydrolase protein. Gene Ontology annotation, cellular component: cytoplasm; cytosol. The record is from RefSeq and is a predicted model, not a curated record. NCBI's taxonomy places the organism in Eukaryota, Fungi, Basidiomycota, Agaricomycetes, Boletales, Suillaceae. Gene Ontology annotation, molecular function: GTP binding. Gene Ontology annotation, biological process: tRNA methylation; tRNA wobble uridine modification. The coding region runs from base 257 to 1114 and encodes 285 amino acids. The transcript has 2 exons.
AGCGUAACACCACCACCAAGCAGGCAAUGGUUGACGGCAGCAUUCCUUGGAACGAGACCGUCACCAUCCAUGGACGCCCUCCAACAUUUUCCAAGUGGCUCGUGUCCAUUUUUUCCCGCAACUCCAAAGCAGUCCGCCUCGAAAUUCGCGCCUCAUAUGGGUCUGGACGUCAAGAUGAGGUUGUGGGCAAGUUGGAGACGACUGUCGAACAAUUGCUCGCAAAAGGGGAACAGUCUAGUGAGUCUCACCUUCAGCGAUGUCAUCAUAUUCUGAUACCUAUUCCAAAGUGCCACUUUCAACUGUCGAUAACCAGUGCAUAUACCUCAAGUUGAAAGCGCAGCUUGUCGAUCACGCUGCGGGCGGUACUCUCACCGAGGUACAAAAUCGACCGCGCGCCCCGGCGGUGGUUCAAUCGACUUCACGAGCGUCAUCGAGUACUGACGUACAAACGCCACCGCGGGCAAGAAAUAUUGUCAUAUUCGGCGAAACCGGCAUAGGGAAAAGCUCGGUCAUCAAUGCAAUUGCGCAACAAGAGCUCGCGAAGGCAUCGAAUGAUGGACCGGGAUGUACCCUUGAUUCUCAACGCUACCCAGUGGAUAUUAACGGCCAGAGCUUCGUCCUGAUUGAUACCGCGGGUCUCGACGAGGGACCUAAAGGCAUUGCCCGGGUGCCGACGGCGACAGCCAAAAAACAGUUGAAGAGCUUGUUGCGUGAGCUCAUGAAGCCUGGCUCAUCGUCGGGCGGUAUCGACCUUUUGGUGUACUGCGUGCGCAAUACAGCUACCAGUAAGGCCAUGAUAGGUAACUACAACACUUUUUACUCUGGGGCCUGCCAGAAGAUCCCAAUCGUCGUCGUCGUCACAAGGUUGGAGAGAGACAUGGAAAGCUGGUGGGAUCUCAACAAGGGAAAAUUCAAUGGCAUGCAAUUUAGAGAUUAUGCAUGCGUCACGACGCUUCAGGGAUCCCCAGACAACUCGGACAGCAUCAACCGUCGCAUUACGGAGUCGAGCGACAUUCUGCGCAACCUUGUUGUGAACAAUUGCCUGGAUCCAGCGGUCGAUGGCAGCUGGUCCACGGGACCGUGGUGCCGGUCACCGUCAUGGUCAGAAGACUAAAUGGUUGCAAAAAGAUCUGCCCAUAAGUGGGUCGAGCGAUAUAUCAUGCACGAUGGCGCGGGACGUCUUUGGAGACUUCGGAAAGACAGGCGGAGCAGGCCUUACAGAAUCUUAUCACACUCCUUUUACAUUCGAAAUGAGGGAGACCAUUAGAGCUUUCAGGUGGAUAUCAUAUUGGCUAUGAGUGGACGGUUUAUGAUCUUAUCACGACGUCUUCCCCUAACAUAUUGCUUUAUUUUUCGUUCACGGUUUUUCCUCCACGUUUUAUU